Physella acuta is the source of this 1809-nucleotide messenger RNA. RefSeq names its product repetitive organellar protein-like. Gene Ontology annotation, molecular function: protein binding. NCBI's taxonomy places the organism in Eukaryota, Metazoa, Mollusca, Gastropoda, Physidae. The record is from RefSeq and is a predicted model, not a curated record.
AUGAAAGAACAUAAAAUCAAAUUGGACACAAUAAAUAAAGAAUUGCAAAAUCAUACAAAUAAAACAGACAGUAUAACUCAAGAAAUUAAAAGACAUUCUGAUCAGAUUGUUUCUUUACAAGAAGAUCAUAAAAUCAUUGUCGAUACAACAAUGAAACUUGAGAAAGUGCAAUCAAAGCACAUUGUGAUGUACAAAUUUCUGCAACAAAGAUUGAUGUCUAUUGACAAACUGAUUCAAAUCUUUAACCAGAACUUGGGAACAAGGGAACAAAGAUUACACAAGCUUGAAAAUAUUGAAAUUACCAUUUCAAAGAUGUCCAAAGAAAUUCAUUUAAUCGAGUCACGUGGACGUAACAGAUAUGCUUGUUAUAUGGAACUUGUUGAUUCAACACCUGUCAGUGGUGGAUUAAUUAUUUCAACAUUUAAUCAAGUACUUGAAUAUAACGGUCAACAUUUUAAUCAAACAACAGGGAAAUUUAUUUCACCACAGGAUGGUUUAUAUCUUCUCAGUGUGACACUAAAUGAGAGUGAAGAUAAACAGAUUAUAGUUAAUGUGAUGGUUGAAAACAUGCCUUCAAGAAUUCAGGUAAAGCUUGUUACAGAGCGCAAGAAAUAUUUGGAAGAAAAGAUACAAGUUCUAGAACCUGUUAUAGGAAAUAUGAAAAAUGUUGUUGCAAAAAGUAAGGCGUGGCUAGAAGAAAAAACUGACCAAUCAUCUGUCAGCUACAUCGAGCUAUCACAAGAACUGGACACAGCAGCCACGGCCUUUUUGGAUAUGACGUCACAUAUUUUAAAUGAGGACAACAUGGAUGUCAACAAACCAACGCCAUCUUUACCACAGCCUGACACACAGACAACAGCAACAUUUCUAAAAUUAGAAUCUACAAAACAACUCAAGACACAAGUUAAACAUACAGCGGUUGAAGAACAUCCUGACCUAGAGCGAAGACUCGCCUAUAUUGAAACAACACUAUCUUCACUACAGGACACACAACACAAGUCUACAGAUGACGUAUCAGAAAUAAAACAAUGGAGAGACAACUUUGUAACAGAACAGAGUGACAUGGGGGUAAACAUUGAACAACUGACUAAAAAACAAAAGCAGAGUUUUAAAAACCUCAGAAAACAAAUGAGUGAACAAGAUAACAAAGUAAAGGAGCUGAACAAAGAAAUUGAAAGUUUAAAAGAAAAAGAAUCCAGGCCAAACAAAACACAAGAGAAACUGUCUCUAGAUAUGAAAGAAUAUGAAAACAAAGUGCGCGAAAUAAACAAAGAGAUGCAAGAUAUAAGAGACAGUAUGAAAGAAGGAAUUAAAAGCCAUUCUGAUUUGAUUGUUUCUUUACAAGAUGAAAAUAAUAAAAUCUUGGACAAAACAUCAACCCAAUUUGUAAAGUUACAAUCAAAGCACAAUGUAAUGUAUAAACUCCUACAACAAAGAUUGAUGCCCAUUGACAAACUGAUUCAAAUCUUUAACAAGAACUUUGAAACUAGGGAAGAAAAAUUAAAUAAGCUGGGUGAACUUGAAAAUACUAUUUCAAAGUUGUCUAACGAUUUUCAUCUCAUAGAGUCACGUGUAUGUAACAGAUAUGCUUGUCAUGUAAGGCUUGAUGAUCCCACACCUAUUGGAGUUGCUGUGGUGGCUGGAGACAGGCAGUGUACGGCUAUAGAAGUGAAAUGUGCCGACACUAGUGCUGCUGGGUCAGUGGUUGUCGACAUGAAGAAAGAUCAAGAAAUUUACCUUGAAGUGUUUAACGCAGAUCAAGGCGCAGCUUUAUCCUUCUUCAGUAGCUUUACUAUCGUUAGUUUAUAG